This is a messenger RNA of Solea senegalensis (Senegalese sole), 2427 nucleotides long. RefSeq names its product adenosylhomocysteinase-like 1 (gene ahcyl1). Gene Ontology annotation, cellular component: cytosol. Gene Ontology annotation, biological process: L-methionine cycle. Bases 340 to 2007 code for a protein of 555 amino acids. The transcript has 17 exons. Lineage: Eukaryota; Metazoa; Chordata; Actinopteri; Pleuronectiformes; Soleidae. The record is from RefSeq and is a predicted model, not a curated record.
UGAGUGGACGAUCAGUGGCCGCCCCCCCCGCACACUUUUCAGGUGACAGCGUCAAGUGAUCGCUCCGCCUCCUGUGGAUGUUGCUGGCUGUGGAUGACAGAAGAGCCGGAGCAUCGAAACAAGUGCUCUAACUGCUCUUCUGACAGUGAGGACGAGGACACCAACACACCUCCAUCUCUGUGGAUAGCGGCUCAUUUUUGUGCCCCCCACUUCAAGAUCGAGCGGAAGUGCCGUGUCGUCGUUUUAAGUCGCGAAGGUGACUGAAACAAGCUAGUGUGAAGUCCACUCGCAACCGGCGGCUCGGCUCGGCGACUGUACAGGCAUCAUCACCUGGAUGCAAUGACCGACUCGGUUGUGGACGGCAAGACGGAGGUUAAACAAGCCACCAAAUAUGUCAAAGAGACAGAAAACGUCGCGGAGAAAUAUUCCGCGUUGACAGUGAGCAAAAACAGCAGCGAUGUAAAUAUGAACGUCGGGGAAAUGCCUUCCGCAGCGUUCACCGCAGUGCCCACUCUGAAAACCGUCAAGAAGAUCCAGUUUGCAAAUGCAGAGGACAAACAGGAAUUCAGCAAGUACCCCACCAAGGCAGGCCGCCGCUCGCUCUCACGGUCCAUGUCACAGUCCUCCACAGACAGCUAUAGCUCAGCUGCAUCCUACACUGACAGCUCCGACGAUGAGACCUCCCCCCGGGACAAAGCCCAGGUCAACACUCUGGGCAGCAGUGACUUCUGUGUGAAGAACAUUAAGCAGGCUGAAUUUGGCCGCCGGGAAAUAGAGAUAGCAGAACAAGAUAUGUCUGCCCUGAUCUCAUUGAGGAAGCGAGCCCAGGGAGAGAAGCCACUAGCUGGUGCAAAGAUAGUAGGCUGUACCCAUAUCACUGCUCAGACAGCAGUCCUGCUUGAAACCCUGGUGGCCCUCGGGGCCCAGUGUCGCUGGACUGCCUGUAACAUCUACUCCACUCAGAACGAGGUGGCUGCUGCUCUUGCAGAAAUUGGAGUUCCUGUGUUUGCAUGGAAGGGUGAGUCAGAGGACGACUUCUGGUGGUGCAUCGAUCGUUGUGUCAACACUGAGGGCUGGCAGGCCAAUAUGAUCCUGGACGAUGGCGGAGACUUAACCCACUGGGUGUACAAGAAGUAUCCCAGCGUCUUCAAGAAAGUGCGAGGCAUAGUAGAGGAGAGUGUCACCGGGGUGCACAGGUUGUACCAAUUGUCAAAGGCAGGAAAGCUGUGUGUCCCUGCCAUGAAUGUGAACGACUCAGUCACCAAGCAGAAAUUUGACAACCUUUACUGCUGCCGCGAAUCCAUCCUGGAUGGCUUGAAGAGGACCACAGAUAUAAUGUUUGGAGGCAAGCAAGUCGUUGUUUGUGGUUAUGGAGAGGUUGGGAAGGGCUGCUGCACUGCUCUAAAAGCCCUUGGAGCCAUUGUGUGCAUCACUGAAAUUGACCCCAUCUGUGCCCUGCAGGCCUGCAUGGACGGCUUCAGAGUGGUCAAGCUUAGUGAGGUCAUUCGGCAGAUGGACGUGGUGAUAACUUGCACUGGCAACAAGAAUGUUGUUACCAGAGAACAACUUGACCGAAUGAAGAAUGGCUGCAUUGUCUGCAAUAUGGGACAUUCCAAUACUGAGAUUGAUGUGGCGAGUCUGCGCAGCCCUGAACUGACCUGGGAGAGGGUUCGCUCUCAGGUUGACCACAUCAUCUGGCCUGAUGGAAAGAGGGUUGUCUUGUUGGCAGAGGGUCGGCUUUUAAAUUUGAGCUGCUCCACAGUGCCGACGUUUGUGUUGUCCAUCACUGCCACAACUCAGGCUCUGGCCCUGAUUGAGUUAUUCAAUGCUCCAGAGGGUCGUUACAAACAGGAUGUGUAUCUCCUGCCCAAGAAGAUGGAUGAGUAUGUGGCAAGUUUGCACCUGCCAAACUUUGACGCCCACCUGACAGAGCUGACUGACGAGCAGGCCAAGUACAUGGGCCUCAAUAAAAAUGGCCCCUUCAAACCAAAUUAUUACAGGUAUUAAUGAAAAGUGUCCGCUCGUACGAUCCUCAAAACACAGUUGCCCUGGGAUAAACAGAGAUAUCUAUUUUAUUUUCUAAAUUGCUACCAAAUGGAGGAAUUAUUUUACUUAUGCUGAAUGUAACUUAUUACUAGCACCUCAGUCAUAAUGUUAAAUAUGAAACAUAAGAGUAACACGUACAAGAAACUUAAUAUAUAUACGCAUAUAUAUAUAUAUAUAUCUAUAACCAACUAACAUUUUAAAUCACUUGUCGUGUGCUGAUAAACAAAGCCUGCUUGCAUGUUUUCAUGUAUAUGUACUUAAUGAAUUGCUACUGUUCAUGUCAAUAGAUUUUUGAUUCGUUUGUAUACCCUUUUUUCCACACAGUGCCAAAAAUGGCUGUAAGAUGGACCAUGAGACAGCAUUUAUAAUUAGUCUGUCUGG